Messenger RNA from Penicillium paradoxum, 2070 nucleotides. Its product is annotated as PPN1 endopolyphosphatase family protein. Lineage: Eukaryota; Fungi; Ascomycota; Eurotiomycetes; Eurotiales; Aspergillaceae. The transcript has 4 exons. Gene Ontology annotation, biological process: sphingomyelin catabolic process. The record is from RefSeq and is a predicted model, not a curated record. Gene Ontology annotation, molecular function: sphingomyelin phosphodiesterase activity. The coding region runs from base 1 to 2070 and encodes 689 amino acids.
AUGCCACCUCUUCUAGCCUGUCUAGGAGCUGCAAUUCUAGCAUUCAAUAUUGCUUUCGGGUCUUCCCUCCCCGGCGACUCGUCAUAUGUGGCUGCUGCAGGAUUUCCAACCUCUGCGUUCUCAUCCUACUAUGUUUCCCCUGCCCUGCCAACCAAAGAACCUCAGCCGAUCAUUCAUGACCCAGCGCUCAAUCUCACAUUCCCUCAUGAACUAACCGACCCGGAUGAAAUUCCGGAUAAUCAUGAUGAGGUCUAUUUUCCUGUGCCGCCAACUCAUAUGCCUGCGAAGAAGAGGUAUAAACUAGUCCAGGAAGUCGUGGCCAAUAUAACCUACAUACUCAAGUCGGAAGAUUCGGGCUCAGACAAUAAUUGCACCAGGUGCAAGAGGGCUUUGGCCGUGGCCAAGCCUGCCGCACUGCAUGCCCCAUCGCUCGUUCCAGAUGCCAUGGUCGACCUCUGCAAAUCGUUCAAUUAUCACAACAAUGAGACCUGUGCGCAAUACUUUGCAACUAACACAUUUGGUGCAAUCUGGACGCAGGUGUUGGCACACGCUGAUGUCGAAGGACUGGAUGGUGAAUAUAUAUGCCAUUUUCUCGGCAGGAGCUAUUGCGGUGCACCGAGAACUAGCCCACUCGAUACGAACAAUCUUUUCCCCAAGCCUAAGCCCGUGGAUGCGCAGGCUCCCGAGGCUAGCGGUGAGCGAAUCAAAGUAUUGCAUCUGUCGGACUUCCAUCUCGAUGCGCGAUAUGCCGUCGGCUCUGAAGCGAACUGCACAUCCAACCUCUGCUGUCGGAGUGACAACUUCAAUGAUCUUUCCGAGGAUGAGCCGCUGCUAUCGGCCUCGGCAUAUGGAUCUUUCCUGUGUGAUACCCCAUAUGAUUUGGGCUUGGCCGCUUUGCAGGCUGUCGGCCCUCUGAGUGGAACUGGAAAGGGAAAGGACGACGAGCAUCUCGCGUGGACGCUUUAUACGGGCGAUCUUGUAUCGCAUGACCCUGCUCCUCAGAUCUCUAGGGAAUUGGUUCAGUACACAGAGACUAGUAUAUUUGGCAUGUUCAAGAGUUUCCUGUCUGGCCCUGUCUUUGCGACGCUUGGGAAUCAUGACACGAGUCCUGCGAACAUUGAUUCCCCGCACAACCUGCCUGGUCGUCUGGGAGAGCAGCAGAGCUGGAACUAUGAGCAUCUGGCUGGACUGUGGCAGCAUGAAGGGUGGAUCGGUCGUGAGACCGCUGAUGAAGCCAGAACACACUAUGGUGGAUACUCCAUCAAGACACAUUAUGGACUGCGGAUCAUUUCAUUUAACACCGACUUAUGGUACCGGGAUAACUUCCUGAACUUCAUCAACACGACUGACCCCGAUAACUCUGGCAUAUUUUCCUGGAUGAUCGAUGAGCUGCAGGCAGCCGAGGAUGCCAAUGAGCGUGCCUGGAUAAUCGGCCAUGUCCUCAGUGGCUGGGACGGAACCAACCCACUCCCUAACCCGACCGAUCUAUUCUACCAGAUCGUGGAUCGCUACUCGCCUCACGUUAUAGCCAACAUCUUCUUCGGACAUACUCACGAGGACCAAUUCAUGGUGUACUAUGCCAAUAACGGGACUUUACAGGAUGCAGAUACUGCGCUCACUACCGGAUGGAUCACUCCGAGUGUCACACCUCUAACGAACCUCAAUAGUGGCUUCCGUCUGUACGAAGUCGACACGGGCGAUUUCAACAUCUACGAAGCAUACACGUUCUAUAGCAACGUGUCAGACUACCCGGCCCUCGAGCAUUCGGGUCCGACGUUUGAGAUUGAGUACUCCACUCGCGACGCAUAUGGACCUGCAGCUGGAUGGGACGAGGAUGCGCCUUUGAACGCGACGUUCUGGCACCGGGUUACCGAGGCAAUGGAGAGGGAUCCGGAGCUUGUCAGAUUGCAUAACACUUACCAGGGAAAGCGGAGUGUCAAGAGUCCCGAUUGCAAUACUGCUCAGUGUCAGGAGGCUAAGGUCUGCUAUAUGCGCAGUGGCAGUGUGGCAUUGGGUAGUCAAUGUCCCCCAGGAUAUGGAUCCGUGCAAAGGGCGUUUGAGGGGAAGUAG